UCGAAACUCCGUCUCAAAAAAUAAACAACAAAAAGUCCCAAAGAGACGGUCUUAUUUUGGUCCUCACCAUGCAUGUGAGAGGAGUGAGGGACUUGUGCCACCGUUUUACAAGGAACAUGGCGCUGCUCUGGGGGCUCCUGGUGCUCAGCUGGUCCUGCCUGCAAGGCCCCUGCUCCGUGUUCUCCCCUGUGAGCGCCAUGGAGCCCUUGGGCCGGCAGCUAACUAGCGGGCCGAACCAGGAGCAGGUGUCCCCACUUACCCUGCUCAAGUUGGGCAACCAGGAGCCUGGUGGCCAGACUGCCCUGAAGAGUCCCCCAGGAGUCUGCAGCAGAGACCCCACCCCGGAGCAGACCCGCAGGCUGGCCCGGGCCAUGAUGGCCUUCACUGCCGACCUGUUCUCCCUGGUGGCUCAAACGUCCACCUGCCCCAACCUCAUCCUGUCACCCCUGAGUGUGGCCCUGGCGCUGUCUCACCUGGCACUAGGUGCUCAGAACCACACGUUGCAGAGGCUGCAACAGGUGCUGCACGCAGGCUCAGGGCCCUGCCUCCCCCAUCUGCUGAGCCGCCUCUGCCAGGACCUGGGCCCCGGCGCGUUCCGACUGGCUGCCAGGAUGUACCUGCAGAAAGGAUUUCCCAUCAAAGAAGAUUUCCUGGAACAAUCCGAACAGCUAUUUGGGGCAAAGCCCGUGAGCCUGACGGGAAAGCAGGAAGAUGACCUGGCAAAUAUCAACCAAUGGGUGAAGGAGGCCACAGAGGGGAAGAUUCAGGAAUUCCUCUCUGGGCUGCCGGAAGACACCGUGUUGCUUCUCCUCAACGCCAUCCACUUCCAGGGUUUCUGGAGGAACAAGUUUGACCCGAGCCUUACCCAGAGAGACUCCUUCCACCUGGACGAGCAGUUCACGGUGCCUGUGGAAAUGAUGCAGGCCCGCACGUACCCGCUGCGCUGGUUCUUGCUGGAGCAGCCUGAGAUCCAGGUGGCUCAUUUCCCCUUUAAGAACAACAUGAGCUUUGUGGUCCUUGUACCCACCCACUUUGAAUGGAACGUGUCCCAGGUACUGGCCAACCUGAGUUGGGACACCCUGCACCCACCUUUGGUGUGGGAGAGGCCCACCAAGGUCCGGCUGCCUAAGCUGUAUCUGAAACACCAAAUGGACCUGGUGGCCACCCUCAGCCAGCUGGGCCUGCAGGAGUUGUUCCAGGCCCCAGACCUGCGUGGGAUCUCCGAGCAGAGCCUGGUGGUGUCCGGCGUGCAGCAUCAGUCCACCCUGGAGCUCAGCGAGGUCGGCGUGGAGGCGGCGGCGGCCACCAGCAUUGCCAUGUCCCGCAUGUCCCUGUCCUCCUUCAGCGUGAACCGCCCCUUCCUCUUCUUCAUCUUCGAGGACACCACAGGCCUUCCCCUCUUCGUGGGCAGCGUGAGGAACCCCAACCCCAGUGCACCGCGGGAGCUCAAGGAACAGCAGGAUUCCCCGGGCAACAAGGACUUCCUCCAGAGCCUGAAAGGCUUCCCCCGUGGAGACAAGCUUUUCGGCCCUGACUUAAAACUUGUGCCCCCCAUGGAGGAGGAUUACCCCCAGUUUGGCAGCCCCAAGUGAGGGGCCGUGGCUGUGGCAUCCAGAGUCCCUGCCUGGACCAGCCUCUCCACUCAUGUGACUCUUUCCAACCUGCUUUGUGGCACUGGGGCAGGGGCCGGGGGCAGUCUGAGAGAGGCCAUUCUUUCCCAACACCUCUUGGGGAGUUUAGGGUGGGGGGGCGUGGCUGGGAGGAGGGCAGGCAUCGGGGAGCCGGGAGCCUGACCCUCAUCUUUCUUCCAAACAGGCUCAGAGGGUGUCCUGCACCGGGGCCUGGGCAGGAGGGAGGUGCUUCUAGUUCUGCCAGGAGACAGGUUAGCUGCUCCCCACGUCAGCUGGGACACCCCGACUUUUGUUUACCAGAGAAAAAGGGAGGGGGAGAGGGCUGCCUUUGGACUUGUCCCGGGACACCUAGGCUAGGACGGAGAGAGACGGGCCCUGGUGGUGGCUCGGGAGGCGAAGCGUUGUCCUCAGCCCCGCGUGGAACUCGUGUCUGGCACAGCCUGGCUGUGGCCUAACCUGCCCAGAGUCCAUCAGCCUCCAUCCUACCCCCUGUGCCUUGUCACCCUAGGCUUCCCACGGCUCCUCGAGAUCCCAACACUGCCAGCAUUUCCCUUCCUUCCUCUCCUGUCUCCCUCCUCUGCCCGGGAGUUCAGGAACCGAGGCAGGGAAGGAUCCCAUGAGCUCCUUAAGGCUCUUUUGUAAGGUUUUUGUAGUGAUUUUUAUGCCACCUGAAUAAAGAAUGAAUGGGC
Messenger RNA from Pan troglodytes (chimpanzee), 2320 nucleotides. It is a transcript of the gene SERPINF2, whose product is annotated as serpin family F member 2. The record is from RefSeq and is a predicted model, not a curated record. The transcript has 10 exons. NCBI's taxonomy places the organism in Eukaryota, Metazoa, Chordata, Mammalia, Primates, Hominidae. Gene Ontology annotation, molecular function: serine-type endopeptidase inhibitor activity. Bases 69 to 1592 code for a protein of 507 amino acids. Gene Ontology annotation, biological process: negative regulation of endopeptidase activity; negative regulation of fibrinolysis.